CUAUCUCGCCAUUGUACUCAGGGGUUGAGCAGGCCGGCCGGGCUUUGAAUGGCGGGGGGCAAGGCAGAGCGGGUAGGCGAGCGGGCGGGCGAUUGCUCGAGCGGGCUUCCGGCCCAUUUGGAGUGAGAUGCGGAGGUAGCACGCCGAUCAAGGACGAGAGCUCCGAGGAGGCAUGCAGAGAGAUGACAAGGCAGACGUCGUUCCUGGACCGCCUCUGUUUCUGCCGAAGAUGGUGCACCUCAGGCGGCCGAUCUUGACGCCUCAGUAGCCCCUUUGAUUGCCAUGUUGCUCGCUACGCCGAGAAGCUGCCCCGUGCACAGCCCUACAUAUGGCUGGAGGCCCUGUACGCAAGUACGACGUUCAUCUCUGCUGCAAGUACGCCCGAACCGCUUCGCAUAGCAUGCACAGCUGGCGUCUUUCGUUGUUUGUCGUCUCAGGUAUCCCUGUGUGUUGCGCCACGUCCGUGUUGGUCAAAGCGCGCAGCUCGUCACCGCGAACGCCACGCCCAAACGCCUCCAUACUGUUGCUUUGUCCCUUCUGCCAAGAGAGAACAAAUCAGAUAGCUGGCGCUCGACCUUCGAUUGCUCUAUCAAUGUGCGGUGACACUACACCAGUGGGACACCAAGACCAAACAAAAGCCUGCUUGCUUGCAUUCGAAGUCACAAUGCUGUCGUUGGCGCGAAUCAGGCGACACAGAAGGAGCAAGAGUGCGCCUCAUGGCCUUGUACUUACUUGUUUCCCACGUCACGCCCUCAUCAAUGGACUUGCAUCACAGCAGUGCCUCGCUUUGCCUAUUCACCGCUCUUUCUUCGAAGACUUCUCCCGCCUGACCAAUGCUUGCUCAAUGGUAUCCCCGCUGCCCGCUCAAGCCCCUUCUCAUUUGUUUGUACGGUGCACAAGCAGAAGCAUAGUCUGUGAACUGCAGACGGGGCGCAAAGGAAAGGGUGCGUGCGACUAUUUGUGCAUGCUGCAACCAAAGGCAACCUCUGACCAAUGUGAAUCAAGGUGCUGCUUAAUGUCUCUUCUUAGCAGAUUGCAUUGUACGUGCAGAGAUGUGACGUUGGCGGGCUAAGCGGCCGGCUUAGAUAUCGCCAGACCUGUCACUCCCUCAUCAACAAAGGCUCGCCAUUAUCAGCACAAUCCACACAAGUGCACGUUGCCGUCAUCGCAAGGACAAGAGUGGCCCAACAGCGCUCAGCUUCCGCCCUCUAUUCCCGCCCCGGAACUACGACUGUCAACAGUCCAUCUCCCACAGGCCCUCGCUUGCUUCCUUAGGC
Microstroma glucosiphilum is the source of this 1277-nucleotide messenger RNA. RefSeq lists its product as hypothetical. The transcript has a single exon. The record is from RefSeq and is a predicted model, not a curated record. Lineage: Eukaryota; Fungi; Basidiomycota; Exobasidiomycetes; Microstromatales; Microstromataceae. Bases 329 to 1072 code for a protein of 247 amino acids.